GAAGGCUGAGUCAUCUCCGAAGGGGGAGGGUGGGCGGAGGAUGGAUACUAGCGCUCACACCAGCUCUCCCAGGCUGAAAGAGGGAGAUAAAAAGCUCAGAGAGAGAGAGAGAGAGAGAGAGAGAGAGAGAGAGAGAGAGAAAGAGAGAGAGAGAGAGAGAAUGUUUGUUUGAUACAGUUGGGUCAGUGAAGGCUGCUGCUGGGGUGGCUUGAGGCAUUGUAUUGUCCACUGUGUUUGUGUCCUGAAGGAUCUUUGCAACCUCACUUAGACACUAAAACACUUGAAUUCACAACAUGGAAGUUACGACGACAGCAUCUCUUCUAUUCGCUCUUCUGUUUGGAGUCUGCUUCACUCUUUCAGAUGGGGUGGCAUUGAGAAGGGAGAAAAGGGGCACACGGGGCUACAACAGCCAGUGUGUGGACAGCCAGAGUGGAGCGGUGCGAGGUGUGGGGGAGGUGUGGCUGCGCUGGAGGGGGCAGCAGGCAGAGUCUUGCCGCUGCACACGCGGACGACAGUACUGCCACUAUGUGCCCGUCGUCACCUGCUACGUGUCUCGGUGCUAUAAUGGAGGGACGUGUAAGGAGGCGGUGUACUCCAACGAUCACCUGUGCCAGUGUCCGCCAGGCUUUGCUGGGUCACAGUGUGAGAUCAACACAAGUGAGAAGUGCAUCAUGGGAGCUGGGAAUGGUUACCGCGGCAGCUGGAGCAUCAGUCGGUCGGGAGCGGAAUGCAUCAACUGGAACUCCACGGCCCUGAGGAGCAAGAAGUACACCGCAUGGAGAGCAGAGGCACACAGCUUGGGACUGGGCAACCACAACUACUGCAGGAACCCCGAUGGAGACUCUAAGCCAUGGUGCUACAUCUACAAAGGAACACAGAUCGCUUGGGAGUUCUGCACUCUACCCAGCUGUCCGACAGAUUCCAACCGUGAGUGUGUGCUGGGGACGGGUCGCUCGUACCGGGGCACGGCGGCGGUGACCAAGAGCGGCUCCAAGUGCCUGGCCUGGGACUCCUCCUCCACCUCCCGCAAGUUCUACAACGCCUGGAGGGCCGACGCGCAGACCCUCGGCCUGGGCAGCCACAACUUCUGCAGAAACCCCGAUGGUGACCUGAGUCCUUGGUGUCACACCUACAAGGGCAGCAAGCUGACGUGGGAGCUGUGUGACAUCCCCAAAUGCCCAAGAAGCGUCACUACAAUCACCACGCAGGGUCCUCGAGCACCAAACACCAGCAAUGGCAACAGAGGUACGUGUGGUCAGCGUGCAUCGCGGGGCUCGGUGUCGGACCUGCUGCCCUCCUACCGCAUCGGCGGUGGCAAGGAGAGUGACAUCCGCGAGCAGCCGUGGCAGGCGGCCAUCACGGUGUACCGGCCGCGCUCCCGCGUCCACAGCUUCCUGUGCGGCGGCGUCCUCAUAGACUCCUGCUGGGUGCUCUCCGCGGCACACUGCUUCCACGAGGGUUUUGCAGCCAGUCGCGCUCAGGUGACUCUGGGUCGCACGUUCCGCCUCAAGAACUCCAGCUCUGAGCAGAUCUUUGAUGUGGAGAAGUACUGGGUCCACGAGCAGUACAAGGAGGACACCUACGACAACGACAUAGCCUUGCUGAAGCUGAAACCCAACAGUGAGACAGGCAUGUGUGCUGUGGAGAGUCCGGAGGUGCGGCCGGUGUGUUUGCCCGACACCAAACUGCAGCUGCCAGACUGGACAGAGUGUGAGAUCUCUGGCUACGGCAAAGAGCAUGAAUUCUCCCCAUUCUACGCUGAGCGUGUGAAGCAGGGUCACGUGCGUCUGUGGCCGCAGGACCGCUGCGUGUCCGACAGGCUGGCCGGCCGCGUGGUGACGUCCAACAUGCUGUGUGCAGGAGACACGAGAGGCCUGGACGACGCCUGCAAGGGUGACUCUGGUGGCCCCCUGGUGUGCCCCAGUGGUGGCCGCAUGACCCUGAUGGGGCUGAUCAGCUGGGGAGACGGCUGCGGCAAGCCCGACACGCCGGGAGUCUACACGCGCGUCACACACUACAUAGACUGGAUCAACAGCAAGAAGAGGAGCAACUGAGAACAGUCUCACAAACAAACAUAUACACACAUACCGAUUUAGACAUUUGCAAAACAUGCAUGCGCCCACACACGGCCACACACGGCCACACACAC
Engraulis encrasicolus (European anchovy) is the source of this 2149-nucleotide messenger RNA. RefSeq names its product plasminogen activator, tissue (gene plat). Gene Ontology annotation, biological process: smooth muscle cell migration; plasminogen activation. Lineage: Eukaryota; Metazoa; Chordata; Actinopteri; Clupeiformes; Engraulidae. The record is from RefSeq and is a predicted model, not a curated record. Gene Ontology annotation, molecular function: serine-type endopeptidase activity. The coding region runs from base 294 to 2054 and encodes 586 amino acids. The transcript is spliced from 15 exons.